This is a messenger RNA of Rosa chinensis, 1013 nucleotides long. Its product is annotated as 60S ribosomal protein L8-3. Gene Ontology annotation, biological process: cytoplasmic translation. Gene Ontology annotation, cellular component: cytosolic large ribosomal subunit; ribosome. Gene Ontology annotation, molecular function: structural constituent of ribosome; RNA binding. The transcript is spliced from 2 exons. The coding region runs from base 90 to 869 and encodes 259 amino acids. The record is from RefSeq and is a predicted model, not a curated record. Lineage: Eukaryota; Viridiplantae; Streptophyta; Magnoliopsida; Rosales; Rosaceae.
ACAUUAGGGUUUAACAGAGUGCCGCCCCUGUUACUCUUUCACUCCAUAGACAGAGAACGAAACCCUAGGUCGAGCCAGAGCCACCGUCAAUGGGUCGCGUCAUCAGAGCUCAACGUAAGGGAGCGGGCUCCGUCUUCAAGUCCCACACCCACCACCGCAAGGGCCCGGCCCGCUUCCGCUCCCUCGACUACGGCGAGCGCAACGGCUACCUCAAGGGCGUCGUCACCGACAUCAUCCACGACCCCGGUCGCGGUGCCCCGCUCGCUCGCGUCAGCUUCCGUCAUCCUUUCCGGUACAAGAAGCAGAACGAGCUCUUCGUUGCCGCCGAGGGGCUCUACACCGGCCAGUUUAUUUACUGCGGGAAGAAGGCCAAUUUGGUCGUCGGAAAUGUGUUGCCGGUCAGAUCUAUUCCCGAGGGAGCUGUGGUGUGUAAUGUCGAGCACCACGUCGGCGACCGCGGAACCCUAGCUAGGGCUUCGGGGGAUUACGCCGUGGUUAUUAGUCACAACCCUGAUAAUGAUACCUCAAGAAUCAAGCUUCCUUCUGGUGCCAAGAAGAUUGUUCCAAGUGGUUGCCGUGCCAUGAUUGGUCAAGUUGCAGGUGGAGGCAGAACUGAGAAGCCUAUGCUCAAGGCCGGUAAUGCUUACCACAAGUUCAGAGUGAAGAGGAACUGCUGGCCUAAGGUGCGUGGUGUGGCUAUGAAUCCUGUUGAGCAUCCUCACGGAGGAGGUAACCACCAGCAUAUUGGUCAUGCUAGCACAGUCAGGCGUGAUGCUCCUCCUGGGCAGAAGGUUGGUCUCAUUGCUGCUAGGAGAACUGGUCGUCUCAGAGGACAAGCUGCUGCGACUGCCUCCAAGGAGAAGGCUUAGAGUUGAUUUUACUUUUUACGUGUUCUGUUUAUUUGAUUGUUCUGUUUUGGUACCGGCUAUUUUGCUCAAUAGAUUUUAUCAUGUACUAGUGUGUGCUUCAUGUUGUUGGAAAAAUUUUGUUUAUCAAGAGUUGGAAUUCCUAUA